Symbiodinium natans is the source of this 552-nucleotide messenger RNA. The record is from the annotation of a GenBank genome assembly. Lineage: Eukaryota; Dinophyceae; Suessiales; Symbiodiniaceae.
AUGGAGCGGGUGGGAGUCACUUUUACGGGCCCCUCCUUCGGGGCGAGCUCCAAGCGGGUUCGGUUGGACUCGAACGUUUUUCCGUGCCAGCAGAUUCCUCAGCUCCCCAUGCAGCAAUCCAGGAUCCCCAACGGUGCUAUGGACUCUGUGCCACCGCAGCUCGUACAGGUGAGCGCCCAGGGCUUUUCAGGCCCCAUGGAUGAGAGGCAACUGCCCAAGCCCAAGGGAAGGGCCAAGAAGCAGACGGCACAGACCAAGCAACCCAUGCCCAUGGCCUUCAACUCUGGUGGAGGCGAGGAAGCCCAGUCAAAGUGCUUGCGGCCUUUGUUCCAAGGAUGCACUGCAAGGAGUGACUUGGGUUGGCAUCCCUGUCGGAACGGCUGCAGCUCAGAGCUGGUUGGGCGCUUGGUCCUGGUUUUACGAUCUUUGCAGUCGCCAGACUCCUCCACUGCUCCUUCUGUCUGCCACAAUUGCUUCUUCUACUCCCACUUUGACACCACUUCGAUUCCAAGUGGUGCUUCUAGUUGUUUUUUCAAAGCUUCAACUGUGUAA